AAUAUAUAUAUAUAUUAUAUAUAAUUUUUCACACUUGUACUGAGCACUUGAACGUCGUUGUUUCUGCAGAGGAUGUGUGUUUGUCACGAUGGCCUCCUUUGAAAGCAAUAAGGGGAGUUUGCAGGAGGACAGCUAUGAAGGAGCCGUCGGUGGAGAUCUGUCCAUCUGCCAGUUGGCGAUGCUGGAGAUGGAGCGGGAAUCCCUCCUCAGCCCGUCAGAGGGCCCCGGCACCUUCAUCAGCAGCAACUCCACCAGCCUUCAGGCCGCUGACCCGCUCCAGGGCUACGAUGUGGAGUUUGACCCCCCCCUAGAGAGUAAAUACGAGUGCCCUAUCUGCCUCAUGGCUUUGAGGAAUGCCAUUCAAACACCCUGUGGUCACCGUUUCUGCAAGAACUGCAUCGAGAAGUCUAUUCGUGAUGCAGGCCAGAGGUGCCCCGUGGACAACGAGAGGCUGUUAGAAGACCAGUUGUUUCCCGACAACUUUGCCAAACGUGAGAUUCUAUCGCUAACCGUUCGCUGCCCGAACUCCGGCUGUGCCAACAAAAUGGAGCUCCGGCAUUUAGAGAACCAUUUGGCGCGGUGUCAGUUUGCCACCGUGCCUUGCCCACAGUGCCAGCAGUCUGUGAGAAAGAGCCACCUCGAGGAGCACAAAACUGAGGAGUGCCAAAAGAGAUCCAAGUCCUGUCAAGAUUGUUUGGCAACCUUUUACUAUGAGGAGAGAGAGCUUCAUGAGCAGCAGUGUCCCUUCGCCAGCGUGAAGUGCCAGUACUGCGAGAUGGAUCUCAUCAGAGACCAGAUUGAAUCUCAUUGUGACACAGAUUGUCCGAAAGCACCCAUCGCCUGUAACUUCAGCACCUUUGGUUGUAAGGAAAGGAUGCAGCGCCACAACCUGGCUCAGCACAUGCAGGAGUUCACGCAGAUGCACAUGCGCUACAUGGCCGAGUUCCUGCGCGGCCUUAGCCUCAACGGCACCACGCCCAAGUCCCUGUGGACGCUAGGACCUUCGGUUUCCCCCGAGGAUCAAGGCGCUGCUGCGGCAUCAGUAUCAGCAGCCUGUAGUGCGCCCAGAGGAGCUCCGUGCAGCGGCAGCGGCGGCAGCAGCAGCAGCAGCACCAGCACUAACUGUGCUCCAAGUCAGUCCAGUGAGGAGAUCCAGAGGCUGAGGGAGAUGGACGGACGGUUGGUGAGGCAGGAUCACCAGCUGCGCGAGCUCAUCAUCCUAAAAGAAACACAGGCCGGCCAGCUUGCAGAGCUCAGGCGUCGAGUGUCCAUGCUGGAGGAGACCGUGAAGGACCUGGAGUCCCAGCAGUGUCACGGCAUCUUCAUCUGGCGCCUCCGAGGUUUCUCCGCCCACCUGCGGAACCAGGAUGCGGGCCUGCCGGUGGUGGAGCACAGCCCCGGCUUCUACACGGGCUGCCCGGGCUACAAGCUGUGCCUGCGCCUACACCUGCAGACCCCCAACGCCCCGCGCUGCUCCAACUUCAUCUCCCUCUUCGUGCACACCAUGCAGGGAGCUUUCGACGGGCAGCUGAGCUGGCCGUUCCAGGGCACCAUCCGCCUGGCCAUCCUGGACCAGGGCCCCGAGGCUCAGCACCACACCGAGGUGAUGGAGACCAAACCGGACCUGCAAGCCUUCCAGAAGCCCGUCAUCCAGCGCAACCCCAAAGGAUUCGGCUACGUCACCUUUCUGCACCUGCAUCAGCUGAGUCAGAGAGCCUUCGUGAAAGAUGACACUCUGCUCAUCCGCUGCGAGGUGACGCCACGCUUUGACAAUACGCUCCACCGCGAAGGACCGGCCGUGCAGCCCAGAGGACCCGAGGUUUCGAGGGACUAAAGUCAAACUCGUAUCUAUAGUCUCAUCAUCAUCAUCAUCAUCAUCAUCAUCAUCAUCAUCAUCGUCAUCAUCAUCAUCGUCAUCAUCGUCAUCAUCAUCAUGCCGAGAUGUCAGAACAGCACAUCUUUCAGUGUUUAAAUACUGCUCGGUUCAUUUUAAUUAAUGCACACCAGGAGGAGAGAAAUGUAAUGUUCACACACAUUUCACAUUUGGACACUGCAAGUAGUAGUAUUUAUUUGUUCACCAACUUUUAAAUGUCUGUGUUUGUUGUUUUAAUAAAUGUAAGCCGAACAAUCCUUUUUAAUUAUAUCUGAAAUGUAUGUAGUCACCUGAAUGGUUUGUUUAAUCAGCUCGACUUCUCCGGGUUAAGAUGAGCCCUUGCUGGCUGAACACUUCCGAACAUUUCAGAAAGACUUUGCGCUCCUGCUCUGGUUGUUGGGGACGGCGCUGAAUGUUAAAGGUGCUAAAUUUGAAAUUCAGUAGGUUGAGAGCCAUGUGAAGGCAAACCUUCGAUCAUAGAAAUGCACAGAAGUUUUGAAUUUAGCACCUUUUUAAAGAUAUGUUUUUUUUUUAAAUGUGCUUUUAAGUUCUCUCCAUUGUAUGUAUUUUUUACUUUUUUUUUUUUAAAUCAUUGUGUACUAGCAAACACGAGGAUCCACGUGUAUGCACAGGGGGCAUGUGGCUGAUGAGACACUUAUGACUGCAGAGGGUGGUCACAUAGAAAAGAGGGGGGGACAUAAAAAUGAAGAAAAAGCCAAACGGGUGAAAAUAUCAUAUUUAAAACAGGCCCAAAUUACUUCUAAACACAUUUUGAGAUCUUAGUCCAACAAAAACAUCUGGAAGAGCUCCAACAUCAUCUUAUUUUCAUGCUUUUGAUGUCCAAAGACAAGGAAACCUGAGGUGAGCAACUUCCAUUUGAAUGAAUGGAAGUUGCUAUCUUGUUCUAAGAAUUUGGUAUCCAUUUAUUUUAAUAUAUAUCUAUUGGGGGACACAAGAUGCUGAGAAGUAUUAUGUCAAGUCUCAACACGUUCUUCAAAGAGGAGGAGGGUUAUAUCACAUCCCUCGGUUUCAUGGUAUUACACUGGAUAUUCUGUGGCGGUAACAUGGAAAGAAACUUGGAAAUGUUUCAAAGCAAAGGAUGAAGAACAAGUGUUUGUAUGGAUAUCUGGAAAAAAAAUGCAAAAUAUUCAAAAAUCUGCUUCGCAAAUGUAUUAUUUGUUGCACCUCAACCAUACAUACAUACAUACAUACAUACAUACAUACAUACAUACAUACAUGUGUAUUUUGAUGAGAAACUUUGUUGACACAAAAAAACACUUUUUCAAGUAAUGUCAUUUUAAUUAAUAGCGACACAUUCAUGUGUAUUCCGAAUUCAGCAUUUCAUGCUUCACUACUUUUGACUGUGUUGUUCUUGACACUUUUCUUUUUAAACAUGGAGCUUCUGCUAACACGGUUUCAUCACCUCUGCAGAUUCAUGCAUAUUAUAUUACAUUACAGCUGUGCAUGUUGGUCAUUAAGCUGCUCAUGUUGCUUCUGACAGAAUUCAUGGUGCCUUUCACACAAGUUCAUACCCAACGUGACCUCAACCCGAUAUUUCAAAAGCAGACAUAAAUAUUCCAUCAUGGGUCGGUGUCUUUACUUUAAGCCAACAUGCUGCCUGUUAAGCCUUUACGUGACGUAAUUAAUAUCUUGUUUUCUUUGUUAUAAUGUCGUUUCUCCAUCUGUAACAUUGCCUUAUUAGGAUUCUCAUUCAAAGUAAUAUGACUGUGUAAAAAAAAUGAUAUCUGUUUGUGGUAAAAAAAAUGUAACGAGAUGUUAUAUUAUCCAAUAUUGAUGAAAAUAGCCCUAAGCUUACUUUAAGUCACCUCCACUGUUAUGUCUAAUAUGAAAUUGUGUUCCACGGACAAAAUGUUAUACUUUUUGCUUUCCUAAAGGAGCUUAUUUCCUCUAAUAAAGGUACAUUCAGAUAAGUCUGG
This is a messenger RNA of Anoplopoma fimbria (sablefish), 3810 nucleotides long. RefSeq names its product TNF receptor-associated factor 6 (gene traf6). Gene Ontology annotation, biological process: positive regulation of JNK cascade; regulation of apoptotic process; regulation of canonical NF-kappaB signal transduction. Lineage: Eukaryota; Metazoa; Chordata; Actinopteri; Perciformes; Anoplopomatidae. The coding region runs from base 89 to 1834 and encodes 581 amino acids. Gene Ontology annotation, molecular function: zinc ion binding; tumor necrosis factor receptor binding; ubiquitin protein ligase activity. The transcript is spliced from 8 exons. Gene Ontology annotation, cellular component: plasma membrane signaling receptor complex. The record is from RefSeq and is a predicted model, not a curated record.